Molecule: messenger RNA, 682 nt
Organism: Telopea speciosissima
Lineage: Eukaryota; Viridiplantae; Streptophyta; Magnoliopsida; Proteales; Proteaceae
Product: histone H3.3
Exons: 4
Coding region: 57-467 (136 amino acids)
Cellular component (GO): nucleosome
Molecular function (GO): DNA binding; structural constituent of chromatin; protein heterodimerization activity
Source: RefSeq, a predicted model, not a curated record
AGUCCUUUGUUUCCGGUUUUGCUUCAGAUUUUCAGACCGCUUUAGAGACAACUGAGAUGGCUCGUACAAAGCAGACUGCUCGUAAAUCUACGGGAGGAAAAGCUCCCAGGAAGCAGCUUGCCACUAAGGCUGCUCGUAAGUCAGCCCCCACCACCGGAGGGGUCAAGAAGCCCCACAGAUACCGUCCAGGAACUGUUGCUCUUCGUGAAAUUCGUAAAUAUCAGAAGAGUACUGAGCUUCUGAUCCGUAAACUUCCCUUCCAGAGGCUAGUGCGUGAAAUCGCUCAAGAUUUCAAGACUGAUCUUCGGUUCCAGAGCCAUGCUGUCUUGGCACUGCAGGAGGCUGCAGAAGCCUACUUGGUUGGGCUGUUUGAGGAUACUAACCUCUGCGCCAUUCAUGCUAAGCGAGUGACGAUCAUGCCCAAGGACAUCCAAUUGGCCAGGAGAAUCCGGGGUGAGAGGGCUUGAGAGAAUUCAAACUAAGAGAAGAACUAUGCUGAUCAAUUGAUUGAUGAUAAGCUAAUUAGUGUUAUCUUGGGUUUUUUUUUUGGUGGUGUUUAAUAGUAAGUUCUGGACAAUUAUUAAUGCAAUUCGUAGCGUUUGAACAUGUACUGUGAUAAUUCUCUUUGGGUUGGAUUGGUGGUGUGCAGAGGGAUUGUAGGUUUGGAAACUGCAACUGUUUA